AAGAUCAACAUCAAGAUCAAAACAUACCCGAGUCUUUAGAUCGCAAGAAUGGAAGGGGCUGUAGUGUUGUUGGAUUUCUGGCCUAGCAUGUUUGGGAUGAGAACGAGGAUUGCUUUGGCUGAGAAAGGGAUAAAAUACGAGUACAAGGAAGAAGACCUGAGGAACAAGAGUGAGCUGCUCCUGCAGAUGAACCCUGUUCACAAGAAAAUCCCCGUUCUCAUCCAUAAUGGUAAACCAGUUUGCGAAUCACUCAUUCAGGUUCAGUACAUCGACGAGGUCUGGAAUGAUAGAGCUCCUCUGCUGCCUUCUGAUCCUUACAAAAGGGCUAUUGCUAGAUUCUGGGCUGAUUUUAUUGACAAGAAGAUAUAUGACCAGGGGAGCAAGGUAUGGAAGACAAAGGGAGAAGAACAAGAAACGGCAAAGAAAGAAUUUAUUGAGAGCCUGAAGUUGUUGGAAGGGGAGCUUGGGGACAAGGCUUAUUUUGGAGGAGAAAAUCUUGGAUUUGUGGAUGUUGCUUUGGUUCCAUUUUAUAGCUGGUUUUAUGCGUACGAGAAGUGUGGAAACUUCAGCAUUGAAGCAGAGUGCCCCAAGCUCAUAGCAUGGGCUAUGAGGUGCAUGCAAAAGGAGAGUGUGGCCAAGUCCCUUCCUGACAGAGAAAAAAUCUAUGAAUUUAUCCUGCAUAUGAAGAAAAUCUUUGGAAUCGAGUAAUUUCAUUCCUGGGAUUUGACAUUCGGGCCUUUUGCUUGUUAUAGUUUUAAAUAAACGGGCAUUUAGUUAAGCCA
Molecule: messenger RNA, 782 nt
Organism: Hibiscus syriacus
Lineage: Eukaryota; Viridiplantae; Streptophyta; Magnoliopsida; Malvales; Malvaceae
Product: probable glutathione S-transferase
Exons: 5
Coding region: 49-708 (219 amino acids)
Biological process (GO): glutathione metabolic process
Cellular component (GO): cytoplasm
Molecular function (GO): glutathione transferase activity
Source: RefSeq, a predicted model, not a curated record